Liolophura sinensis is the source of this 2205-nucleotide messenger RNA. Its product is annotated as tigger transposable element-derived protein 4-like. Gene Ontology annotation, molecular function: DNA binding. Lineage: Eukaryota; Metazoa; Mollusca; Polyplacophora; Chitonida; Chitonidae. The record is from RefSeq and is a predicted model, not a curated record. Bases 1 to 1845 code for a protein of 614 amino acids. Gene Ontology annotation, cellular component: nucleus. The transcript has a single exon.
AUGGUCCGAAAUUACAAAAGAAAGAGUGACAGGUUUAAGUGGAGCAAAGAAAACCUAGACAGAGCCGCCGACUAUGUUAAGUUUGGGAGUGUAUCUGUUCGAGAAGCUGCAAUAAAAUACAAUAUUCCCAAGUCGACGCUGCAGCGCUUUCUGAAGGGAAAUGUUGAAAGCGGGAAGAGAGAUGCCUUUACCACUGUUUUCAGUAAAGAGAUGGAAGACGAGUUAGUAAACCAUGCACUGAAACUCAAAGGGUUGAUGUAUGGCCUAACUGGGGAUGACCUCCGCUCUCUUGCUUUUGAGUUUGCUGAAAGAAACAAAAUUAAACAUCCUUUUCCAAAAGACAAGAAAAAGGCUGGAGCGGAUUGGCUGAGACACUUUAUGAGUCGACACCCAGAGUUGUCUUUUCAUACCCCAGAAAAAACAAGCCUCAGUCGUAUCACUGGAUUUAAUAAAGUUCAGACAAUGAAGUUUUAUGAACUAGUCAGAAAGGCCAUGGAGGAACAUCACUUUGAACCACAGCGUAUCUACAAUGUGGACGAAACUGGAAUGAGCACCGUCCCAAACCGCACAUCAAAGGUUAUUGCCAAGAAGGGUGUCAAACAGGUGGGACAAAUCACUUCUGCGGAGAAAGGUCAAACAACAACCCUCGUAUGCGCAAUGAAUGCCGCUGGAUCGUUCAUUCCUCCAGUAUUUAUCUUUGCGCGCAAGAACAUGAAUGCACAACUAAUGCGGAAUGCUCCGGUUGGUGCAAUAGGGCUCUGCUCUGACAGUGGGUGGAUGAAUACUGACUUAUUCCCUAAGUGGCUGGAUCAUUUUAUUGAUCACACGAAAAGCUCUACCGAAGACAAAGUGUUGCUCAUUUUGGACAACCACGUGAGCCACUGCUCCAUCGAGGCGAUUAAGAAAGCAAGAGAGAACGGGGUUGUCAUGAUAACAAUCCCGCCACACACUAGCCAUAAAACACAACCGCUGGACAGGACGUUUUACGGUCCCUUGAAAACUGCUUAUGAACAAGAAUGUCACAAGUUUAUGGUCAAUCAUCCAGGCAAACGUAUCACACAAUAUGAUAUUGCUGAACUCGUGGGACAAGCGUACCCUCGUUGUGCCUCAGUUGAGAAGGGGAUCAAGGGAUUUCAGUGCACUGGUAUCUACCCUUUCAACCCAGAUAUAUUUGAUGAAACUGAUUAUGCCCCAGCUGAGCUCACAGAACGGAACGUGGAAAACUGUGAGGGACUUCACGAAACAGUUGACAGCGGAAACACGACGCUUGCCACUGGCCACGAUACCUUGACUCCAGCCCAUAACUUCGAACCUGUGCCUGGGACCUCCAAGGCUGAUGAGGAUAAUGAUCCACCAAUCCAAGCGCCUUUCCCAGAAGCUUCAUCUUCGGAUGAAGGCACAUCUUCAGGAUCCAGUACAACUGUAUCCAUAGAAGAUAUUUCACCAAUUCCUCGAGUGGAAAGAAGCAAUAACGCACGUAAACGUGCGGCAGGAAAAGCAGAGGAACUGACGAGCAGUCCGUACAAAGCGAGGCUUCUUCAACAGUUGGAGAACAAAAAGUCAAAAGGCCGUAAAGGAAAUCAAAAGACAGCUAACCAGGGUGGGAAAAAGAAAACAGGAGGGAAAAAUCAGUCAAAAAGCGACAUGAGUGGGGGAAAAUCUGCACAGAACACUACUUCCGAAUAUGAGUGCAUAUUUUGUUCAGAACAGUACGUAGAGCCAAUCACGGAAGACUGGAUUCAAUGUUCCUCUUGUAAGGAAUGGUGUCACGAACGUUGUGCUGAUUUAGAGAGCGGUAAAGAUGAUUUUAUUUGUGAUUUGUGUUCUGAUCAUGAUCAAGAUUAGCAAUUACUUGACUUACAAGUUGCUGGAAUAGUUGGACUUGUACACGAACGAUGUUCAGGUCUAAAAAGAAAGUCCUUGAACUGUUGUCUGAUCUUUAUGGACAAGGAAUAUUUUUGGAAAUUAUGUAAUUCUCCCGUACCCCUACAGUUUUGUCAUAUUUAGUGUCUCAGGUGUCAGGAAAAUUACAAUGUCCAUUGCUUGCCCAUCGUGCCCCCAAAUAUGUGGGGCACGAUGGGACACGCAUAAUUGUUUAAGAAUGACUGUUGUUCCAAAGAAACCCUGCCAAUGAGUCAUGAUUGUGUUUGAUAGCGUAGUCGUACGAAAUCUGUACAAAUCCAUAAGCACUGGUGUGUACCUACU